AUGAAUCCCCUCUUCAACCCGAAUCGAGAGAGGGAAGCCAAGUCUGGACUCGAAAAACACAGAAAACUUCUUGAAUACGGGUCUUCAACAAAUUCACCUAACAAAAUUUCGAAUAUACCGAAUGAUUGGUUUUAUAACGAACAACAAGCUGCCAAAAAUUGGGAAGAUUUAGAGCAUUACGUACCACAACCACGUGAAGAAAAGAAUGACCAACACAAUAACUUCGCUAAAAUCGAAAGACAAUCAGAAUUAAUUCGAAAUAUAAUUGAAAACUUCGAAAUGAGCGAUGCUGAAUUCAUUACUCACAUUAUGGAAAUUAUAGAUUCUGAAGUAGAAUAUAGUGAUGUUAGUGAACAAGAAUUUCUUCUUGAUGCAAAGGUAAAAUUAUCGGAAUUACUUAACUCUCAUCAAUUGAACGGAACUGAUCAGAGCAAUUUACUUACAUCAUUACAUAAUUGGUUCAAAAUGGUAAAACAAGAUCUUAUUGUACUCGAGGAUACUGAUGCUAAAGAACAAAUCUUUGAUGCCUCAGUUUUAAUACAAAUUGUCAACGAUUCAUUUGAAAAUCAAGAAAAACAAGCCGAGAAAGCUAUGAUUUACCACAGAAAUAUUGUUGAUCAAUUAUCUUCAGAUAUAAGAGAAUUAACUAAAACAGUUAACAUACAAAAAGAAGAAAUUGAUCAACUUAAAGAAGCUAUGAUGAAAAGUUCUCGCUCUAAGAAGAAAGAUUCUUCAAGAUCAAAUUCACGUUUACUUAAAAAGAUUGCAGAGCAAGAAUACAAAAUUAAUACGUUAAAAGAAAGCAUUUCAAAUGCUAAACUUGGGGCCAUUAAAUCUAAUUCAAACACUCCAACAAAGAAUUUGUCAGAUAACGAAGAGGAAGAAAAAAUAAUUGAUGAAAAAAGUGAAAGGAUUCUUGUCUUAGAACAAAAUGUCAAAGAGUUAAAUGCACAAAUCAAACAAGCUCAAACGGAUAAUCAAAAUCUUUCUCAACAACUUUAUAAAUUGCGAUCAAAUGAGAUCACAAGUGAAUCUAAAAUUGCUUCAUUAGAAAGACAAAGAAAUGCUUUGGAUGCACAACUUAAAUCGAUGUCCGAAAAUAGUGCAAGCGUUGAUGAUUAUUACAAGAAAGAAAUGGCUAAUUUAAGAGAUCAAAUCAUCAAAGAAAUCUCUCCAGAACAACAAUUACGUGAAUUGAGCAUCAAACACCAAAGUGAAAUCGCUCAAAUGAGAGAACAAUUGAAGAAACAAUUUGAUCAAAGCGCUGAAAAGAUUGAAUUGAAAUACAGAACACAAAUGAACCAAUUAGUUAAAGCAAUUGAUUCAGGGGAGAAACAAGGAGCUGCAAAAAUCAUUAAUGAUGUAAAUGAACAAAAGAUUCAGCAAUUAAAAGCAGAUUUUGAUUCAUAUGUUCAACAGUUAAAAGAAACUCAUAAUUCACAGAUUUCUUCAUUGACUAAAUACUAUGAGAAUUCAAUAAAGAAAGAACAAGAGAAUACUAAAGCUCAAGAGAGAAAAUUCGAAAGAGAAAAAGAAAACAUUUUAAAUCAACAGAAAUGGCAAAUUGAAGAAGAAAAUACAAAAACAAAAUUACAAAUGCAAACAGAUUUCGAAGAAAAUCUUACGAAUUUCAAGAAGCAAACACAAGAAAUAAGAGCUUCUUAUGAUGCAAGACUUCAUGAACUUCAGCAGUUAAAUGAUAAAUACUUCCAAAUCAUCAAAGAAAAUGAAUUAGAUGAUGAAUUACAAGGUCAAAACACUGACGAAAAGAUAUCACUUGACAUGAAUAAAAUUGAUAGUGUUAUUGAUGCUUCUAUGAAAGCAAUGAGAGCCAAUGAAAUAGAGAAAGGCAUUACAGAGAGAUUGAAUAUUUUAUUAGAAAGCCAAAGAAAUGAAAUUGACCAAUACAGGAAAUGGCAAGAAGAAAGUGCUGUUGCAGAAGGAUACAAGAAUUGCAGAGGUGAAAUUAAUAAUUUAAGAGCUAAUUUGAUGAUUGCUUUGAGUGAUUACAAGACAGAUGUUGACAAAGGUAUUGUUACACCAGAAAAUACAGAGAAACUUAUGCUCAAAAUCAUAGAAUUAGUUAAAGGAUCUGAGGAAGAAGUCAAUAAGAAUGAUAAUAAAGGAACUGUUUUACCAGUAAGUGAAGUUGACUACAGAUUUGCUCAAGUUAAUAACCAAGUAAUUAGUUUAACAAAUGAAAACAAAGUGUUGACAAUGAUGUUAUCUAAAUUUGGAAAUGGUGAUGAUGCAAUGUCAACUAAAGAUGUUAUUGAUAAAUUGGUUAAAUCUGCUUCAGAAAUAGAAGAAAAACACAAACAAAGUCUCAAAGAAAACGAAAAAUUACAAAAGAUCAUUGAAAACUUACAGAAAACAAAUGAAAAAGUUGAUGUUGAAAUUGAUAAUACUGUUGAAAAAUUGGAUGCAACAACUCAAUGUGUAAUUGAUUUGAUCUCAUUUGAUAUGAUGACAACUGUUAAACCAAAGGAAUAUAAGGAUGCAGAAACACAGAAAGAUAAAAAUGUUACUCCUUUAGUUCACGGAGCAACUAAAUAUAGACCGAGAAAGAGUGUUAUUGCCAUAUCACCAAACUUCAUGAUUUGUGAAUUCCAACCAGUUCAGAAACCAAAGGUUGAAUUAGAAACAGUUUGCGAAACAUGCCAUCAGAAAUUCGAAAUCGAUCCAGUUGUUUUCGAUUUAGCAUCAUCAGUAGAUCCAGUUGUAGAAUGUCCACAUUGCCAUUCAAGUCACACUAUUUCAUCUAAAUCAACAUCACGAACAGUGAACACUCCAAAGGAUAUUUUUUCAAGAGAAAAAGAAAUUGUUGCAGGCGUCAAAGAGCUGAUUGACAUGAAGAAGUUGAUGAGAGCCAAUUCAACAAAGAACACUCCAACAUUACCAAUAUCAGCAAUGAACCAAAACAACAAUUCAGCAAGAAGUAAAUUAGAAAGAACGAAUUCAAUGAAGUCAACAAAUAAUUCUGCAAGAUCAGCUUCAAGUCAAGAAAUCGAUCCUGCAAUUACAAUUACAUCUUCUAGACCUUCAACACCUAAAGUUAAGAUUGUUCUUCCUGAAGUUCCUUCUCUUGCAUUAUCAGAAACAACAAGUUUCGAAAUGAAUUUCGUUCACGCUUUCACUGUUCCUCCAACAGAAAGCGAUUUCACUCCAGAACAAGUCAAAGAAAUCUCAGACAAAGAGAAAGAAAUUAACCAGAAAAUUGAUGAACUCAUUGAUCUUAAGUCUCGUUAUGAAUCUCCAAGAAUACAAACAUGCGAUAUAUCAACAUCAACAACUAUAGAAUUAACUGAUCAAUCAACAAACACAGUUCCCAUUGCUUCUCCAGUUAAAUUAUCACCAAAACCAUCAAAAGUUGAGAUCAAAUUAGAACCAAGAAGAUCAUCAAUUAUUGAACCAAAAGAAGAAGAAAAACAUGAAGAGGAAAGAGAGAUAAUGCUCAGCUAUUAUGAUUGCGAUUCCAUUUAUCUUAAACCAAAUCCAAUUAAGAAAGCUAAACUUGAUAUUACCAAACAAGGAAUAUCAUAUGAAAUCUUCAUGAAACCUAAUAAAUUGGCUUUGAUUUAUAAUACAGAACAAAGUGUUGAAAAGAUCAAACUUCCUAAAUCAAAGUCAGUUUACGGCCCACAAGAAUUACCUCUUGUUAAAGCAUCAUUAUCAAUUUCUAGUGAGUCAUUUUCAAAUAUGUCAAUCAAAGAAGAACCAAAAUUAGCUUUGUCAACAGAAAACUUUUCAUUAGAUAAAGUUGAGCAACAAUCAAGUUUGACAAAGUUCUCAACCGGUUUAUCUAUAAUUAAUGAAAAUACAACACAACAUGAAUUUUCUGGAUCUGUCGCCGCUUCAACAUUACCUAAAGUUAAUGAGGAAGAAAAAGUUGUAGAAAAGCCAAAGGAAGAAGAAAAAGAACCUGAGAAACCUAAGGAAGAAGAAAAAGUUAAUGAUGAAACUGAAGUUGAAACUAAAGAAUUUGUUCUUCCUGAGGAUUCUGUUAUCAUUAAGAAAGAUGAUUUAAUUAAGAUGAAAGAUGAUAAUGAGAGCUUAAAGACAAUGCACACAGAGAUUUCUAAUUUCGUUCAAGAUUUAGUUGCAAGACAUCAAGAAAUUGUUGAAUAUUUAGUUGGAUCAUUCACGAAAUCAUCACAAGAAGGUGGAAAGAAGAAUGAUGAAUUCGCAGCUCAAUUAGCGAUUGCAAUCAAGGAAAGAGAAAUGGCUUUGCAAGAAGCACAAAGUUUGAAUACACAACUACAAAAGAAGACACAAGAAGCACAAGAUUUGAACUCCAAGUUAACAGACAAAGAUGCUCAAAUCAUUGAUAUAAUGAAUGAUAACUCAAAUCUCAAAGCUGCAGUUGAAAAAGUAACAGCUGAAACAGAUGAUAAAAACAGAAAUAUUGAGAUUUACAAUGCUGCCGAUAAAGAACAAAGAGAACACUUAGACAGUCUAACCAAAGCAAUGGAAAAUGAAACUUUACAGAAAUCAGAAUUCCAGAAAGAACUCAAUAAAGCUAAAAUUGAGAUUGAAAGAUUAUUAGCGAAAUUGCAAUACUAUGAAUCAGAAAAAGCAGUUGAUUUAGCUGUUGUUUCUCCUUUCUUAAUAUUUAGCACAGAACAAAUCCAUGAAUUACCACAUAAAGGAUUUGGUUUGUCUCCAUCGAACCAAUAUCUUGAUACUUCUAGUGAAUCAACAGCUACAACUUCUUCAGUUCCUGAAAAACCACAAGAAAAACCAAAGACACCUAAGACACCAGAUUUACUUAGAAAGGCAGCAACAAUCAUCCAAACAAGUGUCACAUUAACUAAGCCAAAAGAUACACAAGCUAAAUUAAUCCAACCAAAGUCUAGAAAUUUUGCUUUGAGAUCUCCUAAACUUCCAAACUUUUCAACUUUAGUUCCAAUGAAGACACAACAAGGAACAUUGCAAUACACAUCAGUUAACAAAGGAUCAACAGGAUAUUACGAGCGAAAUGGCGUUGAAUAUAAACCAGUUCAUGAAAGAGUCAUCAAUAAUAUGAAAGUUAGAUUAGAUAACUUAGAUAUUUUGUUGCAACAAAAAGCAAAUGAAGUCAAUGAAGCACUUGAUGCAAAACAGAGAUUAUUGUUACAGAUACAAAAGAUGACACAAGAAAAUCUUCAGUUAUCAAGAGAUUUGAGGAAAUUGAACUCAAUACACGACUCGACAAGAACAAGAUUAGGAAAUGCAUUGAAUGUAAUUGAAGAAAAAGAAGAAGAAAUAAAGAGAUUAAGAAGAAUCAUUGCAGAAUUACAGAAAUCAACAAAUACAAUAGUAAAGGAAACACAGAAGGCAGAUGCAAAUCAAUCAGCUGUUACAAGAGCAGAAGACAGAGCUGAAAGAGCAAGAAGAGCUGUUGCUGAAUUACAAGAAGCAUAUAAAGGAACAGCUGCUUUAAGAAGAUUUGCACAGAGACAAAUUUUGGCAAUUGCAAGAUGGGAAGCUCAAAGAAAGGAGAUGAUUGAAAACGAAAGAAGGCACACAAUGUCUGUAUUGGCUGCAAUGGGAUUGAUAUCAAUACAAACAGAUGAUGAAAAUCCUCAAUCAAAUCAAGAUAAAGCUCCAAUGAAAGUUAGAAACAUGUCAAGUGCUGUAAGAACAUCUCAUGCACAAACUAGACCAUCAACAACAAAGAAUACACCAAGUCAACCUAGAAGAUCUACUGCACCAGGAUCCAAGAAUAUACUGAAAGCUGGAGUUGUUGCAAUUCCUCUUUCAGUAAAAUAA
Messenger RNA from Trichomonas vaginalis G3, 5751 nucleotides. RefSeq names its product A-type inclusion protein-related family. Bases 1 to 5751 code for a protein of 1916 amino acids. The transcript has a single exon. The record is from RefSeq and is a predicted model, not a curated record. Lineage: Eukaryota; Parabasalia; Trichomonadida; Trichomonadidae.